GGACAUGACUAAUUCGAAAAUAUCUCUGCUCAGGUCUUUUCCGUUACCGAGAUAAGAGACAUUAUUUCCUAAAAACUGACUCUUAUUUAUCGUUCCGAAGGCAAGAUUUUUUGGUGAAAUUGAUUACUUAGGCAGCUGUAACUUUGUACUUAAAGGCAGUUGUAAUUUUAUAAAAACGUCAUAAAAAAUGGUUAUAGGUAACUGGCAGAAAAGGUAGUUAUUUUACGGAUAACGCCUCCUAUCUCGGUAACGGAAAAGACCUGAGCAGAGAUAUUUUCGAAUUAGUCAUGUCCUUAUGCUUAUAAGUAACUUACAAAAAAAAUUUUUCUUCAACUCGUCUGCAAAAAAAGUCCAGCCAAAUCUAUUUCGACUCGAUAUGACAACAAGCAUCUAGAGAUCAGCCAAAACUCAAAUCGACCAAUAGACAAGAAACACCGACACGACAAGUAUCGCUUCAGCGUCUAGAACGUCGACCAUAACUGAAUGUUCCGUACUCGAACCAUCGAUUUCAAAGAGGUACGGCAACGACUUUUAACAGUUACACAAACAUUUCAUCAUAUAGACUGCCGUCUUAUGCUCGUCGUCCUGCGGAAGGACGUGCACAAAAGCAAGGAAAACCGACAAAAUUCUGUCCUUCAUCACGACAUAUUGCACGCAAUAAACAACAAUCACUUGUACCAUUAAUAACCACAUCGAAUCGCUUCGAUCCAUUGGGAUACGAUGCAUUAGUAUUGCGAUCCGCAUCUCAUUCCGUCUGGGUGAUUAGAAGGACGAGACUUUUUGUAAAUGUCCGAUUAAAAAUUGAUGUUCAGAAGGAACGUAUCUUUUCAAGAUUUCCAUUUUUUAUUGAACAUGAUUCUUAUAAAACCAAGAAAUAUUGUGUAAAAGAAACGAAAACGGAAUAA
Didymodactylos carnosus is the source of this 905-nucleotide messenger RNA. The record is from the annotation of a GenBank genome assembly. Lineage: Eukaryota; Metazoa; Rotifera; Eurotatoria; Philodinida; Philodinidae.